Messenger RNA from Zerene cesonia (dogface butterfly), 3094 nucleotides. RefSeq names its product E3 ubiquitin-protein ligase SIAH1A-like. Gene Ontology annotation, cellular component: cytoplasm. The record is from RefSeq and is a predicted model, not a curated record. Gene Ontology annotation, biological process: multicellular organism development; proteasome-mediated ubiquitin-dependent protein catabolic process. Gene Ontology annotation, molecular function: zinc ion binding; ubiquitin conjugating enzyme binding; ubiquitin protein ligase activity. The coding region runs from base 424 to 1269 and encodes 281 amino acids. The transcript has a single exon. NCBI's taxonomy places the organism in Eukaryota, Metazoa, Arthropoda, Insecta, Lepidoptera, Pieridae.
GCCAUCGUGCCAUCAUGCAGGACCAUGGUUGCUGUCCUGACUGUCACUUGAUUUUCGAUUGGUCAAGUCGUCAUUGAAUACUUGAAUAGUGCGACAAAUAUCAACCAUUUAUCGUGAACUAGAAUGUUCGUAACAUAUAAAUAAUUUACUGUUACUUCCAAAAUUACCAGUUUUAUGCUCAAAUAAACUUCAAACACAAAAGAUAAAAGUAUUCUUUUAUAAUCCCGAUGAAAUAAGUAGACACUUUGAUAAUAAAACAUUGUCCUAGAGUUGUGAUGGAAUCGCAUUUCAACAAAACUAUCACUAAGAAAAAGUCAACGGUGGAAGGUUACAAAUGAUUUGAAUAUUGGCUCCAGAGUGCCGUAACGUAGGAACAAAUAGGUAGUUGAUCGUAGAUCGACAAUAUAUGUGUGUGACGGUGACAUGAGCACAAUCAACAAGAGGCGCGGAGCUAGCAGUUCCAGUUGUGCUGUCCCGGGUGUGCCUGCGCUUGUCAACGUUCCCACCGCUAUGUCUGCGGACUUAGCAUCGUUAUUCGAGUGCCCCGUCUGCUUCGACUAUGUCUUACCACCGAUCCUUCAAUGUCAGAGCGGGCACCUUGUCUGCUCGAGCUGUCGACCGAAAUUGUCCUGUUGCCCAACAUGCCGCGGCCCACUCGGUAACAUCAGAAACCUUGCUAUGGAAAAAGUGGCUAGUAAUGUUAUGUUUCCAUGCAAACACUCGAAUACGGGCUGCACAGUGACCUUAGUACACACAGAGAAGGCGGAACAUGAAGAAGCUUGUGAAUUUCGGCCGUACUCCUGCCCGUGUCCCGGAGCUUCAUGCAAGUGGCAAGGUGGUCUAGAUCAAGUAAUGCCUCACUUGAUGAUGUCCCACAAAAGUAUAACAACUCUGCAAGGUGAGGAUAUAGUAUUUUUGGCAACAGAUAUUAAUUUACCUGGAGCAGUUGAUUGGGUCAUGAUGCAGUCAUGUUUCAAUCACCAUUUUAUGUUAGUACUAGAAAAACAAGAAAAAUUCGAUGGACAUCAGCAAUUUUUUGCAAUUGUUCAGCUCAUAGGAUCUCGGAAAGAAGCGGAGAAUUUUGCUUACCGGUUGGAGUUAAACGGUCAUCGCAGAAGACUGACCUGGGAAGCUAUGCCGCGUUCUAUACAUGAAGGUGUGUCCUCUGCUAUUAUGAACUCGGACUGCCUCGUAUUUGAUACUUCUCUUGCACAACUGUUUGCAGACAAUGGUAACCUUGGGAUAAAUGUAACCAUCUCGAUUGCCUAAUCCGCAUUUCAAUGUCUGCACAAAUGUUGCAGAAUCAGUAUGGACAAUGGACCUUAAGAAAUACUAGUGAUUCUUAACACAUAGUGAAUACCAUUUUGUGACCAUUAUCAUGUGUAAAAUACAUGUAUUUGGGUAUAUUUUUAUGGCAUUUGUAAGUUACUAUGACUUCGAAAUGUUUUAUAAUAUGUAUUGUAAUCAAAUAAUCAACAUGGAAAUGAGCCAAAAAUAAUUUUUCAUUAUGUGAAGGUGUGUUCAAUUUAGUGUUAAGUAGGAAGAAAUUUUAAAGGGUGUAUAACUACUAUGCAAAAUCAUUUAGAUGAGAGUUAUGUUUUUGCCAAAAGCACUAUCUAGGUAUCACCAUAUUUAUUGACUUAUUUAUAUGACAUUUUAUACAUUCUAUUUUUUAAGUAAACAGUCAUUCUGGAUUGACCGUUUCAGAUAAAUGAUGAAUUUUAUGAUAUUUUCUAUUAAUCCAUUCAAAUUUUUAAGUUUAAAAUCUAAAUGAUUUUGUAGUGCGGUAGACUGAUAUAUCACAUUCAGUGUAAGUGAUUGUAAUAUUCCAAAUGAACAAAUAUUUAAAAUUAUCUUGUGUAUAUAUGCAUGAAUAAUUGGUGUUAACAAUUGUGAUGCUUACAUACUUAGGGCUGGCUUCUACUGAGUAUUAUCACACAAUAGGCUCAAAUAAUAUCCCAAAAUGUGAGGUUUAGGAACAUGCCUGCAUACUCUUUGUACUAAAAAUUAGACAAGUUCAACUGCAUUGAUACUGCCCUAAUGAACUUAAACAACACUAGCUUUCUGACGAUGUAGUGAAAGGAAAGGAUGUAGUCCCAGCAAUUUACUCUCAUAGUCUCCUUAGGACUGGGAUGAAACCUAUCUUACAUCCAUUCUCAGAUCUUAAACUAUCUUUGUACCAGAUUUCAUCCAAACUGGUUCAGUGGUUUAGGGAUGAAGAUAUAGACAGGCAGAGUUGCUUUCACAUUUAUAAUGUGAGUAGGGAAAAAUUAGGACAUCAUUAGAAUUGUUUUGAUUGUGUGAAAUGUUUGGAAUUAGCUUGAUUUGAGGAUUGAAAAUAAUUAGUGAUGGAACAAAUAUGAAUACUUUCCCUUUGAGUGUAAUAGAUAGGCGUUACACCUAAAAUCACAUAAUGUUAAACUAAUAAUUUUAUGAACUAGUUAAUUAUUUUAUUUGGCUCCUUUGAUUCAACAUUGACCAAGAAUUUUUGACAGUUUUGGUGGAAGCAGGACUUCAUUAUAACUAUAUAAAUUGAAAUGUAUAUUUUUUUAAUAACACCGAUCAAAUAAUAACAAAAAAAGUAUUUCUAUUUGUUACACAUUUAUUAUCGAAUCAUAAUUAACCAGUAUGGCAGCUAAAAUCGUACAUUGGGAGAUCUCUGAGCACUAACUAUUUUAGAUAUAAGAUGAAUAAUACGCUACAAAAACAAGAUGAUAUGAGAACGCAGAUAAGAAGUAUAUUUAUCUUUUGUAUAAUUGCAAGUGCAAGUUUUAAAUUAGUUUGUCUGCUGUGUUAACAGCAAUGGGUUAUAAAUAAAUAUCUAUGUAAAAUACACAAUGUGUACUCUACAUAGGCAUUUUGGACACCCUGAGUACCUUCUUAAUAUUUUACCAUUUAAUUUCAUAAUAUUCAUUAGUUUUAAAUAUAAUUUAUGCAAUCCAUGUUACUUAAUUGUAGUCAUAAUUUAUCUGAAAAUUCUUCUUUGACGACAUUUUUAACUUUUUAUGGUAUUACUUGAGUAUUAUUUAAACUUUCGUGUAUCUAAAGCUGAAUUUAUGAAGGUAUCUGGUUGAAUAAAUUUUUAUAAUAUGAA